AUGAUUAAGAUCCAGCCAACACUUGUAGAAAACUUCACGAACAAGGAAGUCUACGUUUUCCUCAGUUACCAACGUCUACCUGGCCCACUCGCUCACGAUCACGACUCCAUGUUCCAUAUAAGAAACCUUCAAGGCACAAAUUUUCUUAGUGUGCCAGAGGAUCAUCUCGUAAAUAAAACGGGUCUGUUCUAUGUUGGUAUUGGAAUAGUGGAUACUAACGGGAAAGACUGCGUGCGUACCUCAUUCCUUACACGAGAAUUUUUACCAUACAUACAUCCUGCAGGAAUCCGGUUUGAAGUUUCCGCUCGAGCGCUAACAAAAGGUUGUUAUCACUACGAUAACUCCACCGAUCAUUUUGAAAACACAGCGAAUGUGGUAAGUAUAGGAUAAGA
This is a messenger RNA of Strongylus vulgaris, 392 nucleotides long. NCBI's taxonomy places the organism in Eukaryota, Metazoa, Nematoda, Chromadorea, Rhabditida, Strongylidae. The record is from the annotation of a GenBank genome assembly.